AGAGCUAAGAGUGAGAGGGACAGAGUGAGGAGCCGGGGAGGGAGAACGAGAGGUGACGGCUCGGACCAGCUGUGCUGCUCCCUCCUCUCCUGUGUCGCUUGUUCCUGUAGUCAGCCAGUGCUGCUCACGUCGGUACAGCAUGACGGAGCCGCAGUCCGCGCUCCUGCUGCGGAGGCAGCUCGCAGAACUAAAUAAAAACCCAGUAGAAGGCUUCUCGGCAGGUUUAAUAGAUGACAAUGAUCUAUACCGGUGGGAAGUUCUUAUUAUUGGUCCUCCAGACACACUAUAUGAGGGUGGUGUAUUCAAAGCACAUCUUACUUUUCCAAGGGAUUAUCCCCUACGGCCGCCUAAAAUGAAAUUUAUAACAGAAAUCUGGCACCCGAAUGUUGAUAAGAAUGGCGAUGUGUGUAUUUCUAUUCUUCACGAGCCUGGAGAGGAUAAAUAUGGCUAUGAAAAACCAGAAGAGCGCUGGCUUCCUAUUCAUACAGUGGAAACUAUAAUGAUCAGUGUCAUUUCUAUGCUAGCAGAUCCCAAUGGAGACUCCCCAGCCAAUGUAGAUGCAGCAAAAGAGUGGAGAGAAGAUCGUCAUGGAGAAUUUAAGAGGAAAGUUGCCCGCUGUGUAAGAAAAAGCCAAGAGACUGCUUUUGAGUGACAUUUAUGCAGCAGCUAGUAGCUUCACAAUUUCAGGGUCUCCAUUUGAGAAACAAGGCACUGUUUUUCCUGCACUCUACCCACCUUUUGCUGGACUUUUUGUUGUAAUUAGUUGGCAAGCACUGGCUGGCACCGGGGUUGCAAUAAAACAUGCCAGUUAUCAAUGCUGACAAGAGCCUAAAAAGUGCCAACUUGAAGGUGAUUUUCGCAUUUCAAAAAUCUAACGAACUGCUUUAAACUUCAGGAAGAAUUGUACAGACCUGUACAUAGCACAACAUGAUCCGGAUAAUAUAUAUAAUGUUCAUGUACAUCCAUAACUACACAUUGUACCAAAUAAUGCUUUCUUGUUAGGAAACCAAUAAUGUAACGUCUGAGAAUGCAAACUGAACAAGAAAUGAAGGAAGAGUGUUUGUACUCGGGGUUUGCCAGUCUUCUGUUCACCCUAUUUGCCAGAUUUUUUGUUUUUCACCCCCUUCUAGAUUGUAAAAAAAAGUGAGCAGAAGGGACCGUAUUUGAGCAGUGCAGGUGCCCUCCUGGCAAGUGCUCAUGAAGUCUUUCAAAUGUAUCUUUCUUAUGCUCUCCAAACUGAAAUAGUUCUUUCUAUGCAGAAAAGCCCUUUGGUGGUCUUGUAGAUAAAACUGUAAAUGUUGGUUUUAAUUUUUCUGUGCAGCAGGAUUUUAGAAUUCCCCUUCCAAAUGUUCGCCCAUCUUAUUGACUUUUGGCAUCACAAGCUAAUGACUAAUGUCCUGAAAUAUUUGGUCACUGCAGGAGUUUAGUUACUUUUUUUUUUUUUUUUGGUGAUAAUCCAUAUUUAACCCCUAAGGGGAGUAUGGUAACGAAACUUCUGAAGUGCCUCAUCUCCCAGCAAAUGUUAGGUGAACCCCUGG
Molecule: messenger RNA, 1538 nt
Organism: Bufo bufo (common toad)
Lineage: Eukaryota; Metazoa; Chordata; Amphibia; Anura; Bufonidae
Gene: UBE2G1
Product: ubiquitin conjugating enzyme E2 G1
Exons: 6
Coding region: 140-652 (170 amino acids)
Biological process (GO): proteasome-mediated ubiquitin-dependent protein catabolic process; protein polyubiquitination
Molecular function (GO): ubiquitin conjugating enzyme activity
Source: RefSeq, a predicted model, not a curated record